GAUAAAUGCAAAGUGCUCCACUUAGGAAGGAACAAUCAGUUUCACACAUACAGAAUGGGAAGAGACUGUCUAGGAAGGAGUAUGGCAGAAAGAGAUCUAGGGGUCAUAGUAGACCACAAGCUAAAUAUGAGUCAACAGUGUGAUACUGUUGCAAAAAAAGCAAACAUGAUUCUGGGAUGCAUUAACAGGUGUGUUGUAAACAAGACACGAGAAGUCAUUCUUCCGCUUUACUCUGCGCUGGUUAGGCCUCAACUGAAGUAUUGUGUCCAGUUCUGGGCACUGCAUUUCAAGAAAGAUGUGGAGAAAUUGGAGAGGGUCCAGAGAAGAGCAACGAGAAUGAUUAAAGGUCUUGAGAACAUGACCUAUGAAGGAAGGCUGAAACAAUUGGGUUUAUUUAGUUUGGAAAAGAGAAGACUGAGAGGGGACAUGAUAGCAGUUUUCAGGUAUCUAAAAGGGUGUCAUCAGGAGGAGAGAGAAAACUUGUUCACCUUAGCCUCCAAUGAUAGAACAAGAAGCAAUGGGCUUAAACUGCAGCAAGGGAGAUUUAGGUUGGACAUUAGGAAAAAGUUCCUAACUGUCAGGGUAGUUAAACACUGGAAUAGAUUGCCUAGGGAAGUUGUGGAAUCUCCAUCUCUGGAGAUAUUUAAGAGUAGGUUAGAUAAAUGUCUAUUAGGGAUGGUCUAGACAGUAUUUGGUCCUGCCAUGAGGGCAGGAGACUGGACUCGAUGACCUCUCGAGGUCUCUUCCAGUGCUAGAG
Molecule: messenger RNA, 757 nt
Organism: Gopherus flavomarginatus (Mexican gopher tortoise)
Lineage: Eukaryota; Metazoa; Chordata; Testudines; Testudinidae
Exons: 2
Coding region: 55-684 (209 amino acids)
Source: RefSeq, a predicted model, not a curated record